Messenger RNA from Chara braunii, 2934 nucleotides. The record is from the annotation of a GenBank genome assembly. Lineage: Eukaryota; Viridiplantae; Streptophyta; Charophyceae; Charales; Characeae.
UCCGUGGGUUCUUAGAUUGAGUCUACAGGUUUGUCAGUCAAGGGUCAGAGUCUAUGUGGUGAGGUUUGGAACCACUAACCCGGUUGUACACUUAUCACCAUGGUUGAGACCCGUAGUGGGACGGAGACUAGUCCCUACACCCCUGAGCAGCAAGCAAAGAUGGCCGCCUUAGUGAAAGAGAACAAGGAGAGAAAAGAGCGCGAGAAGCAGGCGAAGCUAAAGGCUAUCGCAGAUGAGAAGGCGGCAAAGAUGAAGAGGUUGGAGGAGGAGAUGAAGAGGGUACAACAGGAGGAGGAAGAAAGAAGGAAGGCUGCUGAAACAGAAGCGGCAGCAGAAGAAGAGAAAGAGAGAAUGAGAAUUGAGAGUGGGGAAGGAAGUAGUGGUGGCACGAUGAAGUGGGAGACCGAUACUGAGCUGGAGAAGAAGAUCAGCGAGUGGGUCGCUAAUUUAUCGUUGGGGGAAGACGAGGAGGCGGAGUCMUAUGUGACUAAGGAUGAGAAGGCUGCGCUGGCCACUGAGCUAGCAGCCAUGACAGACCCAAUGAAACGAAGAGAGAGGGAAGACGAGCAAAAGUUAGCAUGGAAGUUGAGAAUGAAGAGGGAGAAGAAGAGGAGGAGAGAGGUAGUGAAUAAGAUGACCGCAGCAGUGGCAAAGGUGCAGGAGUGUAGAGCGGAGGUGCUGGCCCAGCCAGAUGAUAAGGCCAAGUUGGACAAAGUACUGGGCUAUCUAGAGGUGUUGAGCAAGGCCUGGAUGGAAGAACGCCAGGCAAGUUGGAGCCAAGAUGUAGCCUUGAGUGCCAUGCGGUCAGGGUUUAGAGACUUUGCGCCCGAGAUCGUCACCCAUAUUGGGGGAGAAGUCAAACAGUUGAGAGACAAUGUACGGAAGUUUUGUGAGGGCGCCAUUCAGGGUGCCAAAGCUGUAGCCGCCGCAGAGGAAGAGGCCAGGCCCCGUAAGGACCCAAUGAAGCUUAAGUUUCCGGAUGCGUACGGGGGAAAGAAGGAAGAAAACUUUGACAACUGGGAAGCCAGUGUCAAUAGUUAUAUUUACUUGCAGCAUAUCCUGGCCGAGGAACAAGUCCUUAUGGCCUUCCAGGCCCUCAAAGAUGAAGCGGCUAGCUUCGCCAGGUCUCUUGCGCGUACAGCCGGUUGUGAAAACAACCUUGUUGCAUAUUCCAAAGUCACUCCUCUUUUCCAAUUCCUCAAGCUCCUCAAGGAGCGGUUCGUUGACCCAACGCGAGGCAUUAGAGCCUCUGAUAAGCUCCAAACGAUCCACUCCCGGCAGUGGAGGAGUGCCAAGGCACUCAAGGGUACCAUGGACGACUUGGUAGCCGUCCCAGACCACGGGGUCACUGAGCCCCAGUUGGUCCAGUUGUUUUAUCGUGCCAUUCCAGAGGCCCUACGCGGGCAUUUCUUUGACAAAUCUCAGCAGGCCGGCAUGACUUACGAUGCAUUGAGUAGAGAAGUCGUCCUGUAUGAGUCGAAGUCUAUGCCAGUUACCACUUUCUGGCACAAGGACCUGGAGAAGGGGAAGAAGUGGAAAAAUCGUAUCAUCUCGGGCCAAGUCAAGGCCAAGGAUCACUUGAUCCUGACAUUAGAGGAGGGUGGUAUAGAAGAGGUCCCAUAUGAUCAGAUUGAGUGGGGCCUAGGGGAGGAGUACAGUAGCGUAGGGCAGGGGAGGUCUUACGCUGCUGUCGCGGCCGGAGGGAGGCCGCAAGGUAGAGGAGGAGGCCAGGGCCAAAAGGGCCAGGUCAUGGGAGGCCGAGGACCGGGUGCAGAGGGGGUUGGCGGACAGGAAACCGCCAAGCGGGAGGUUUUGUACUUGGGCCACGUAUUAGACGGAGAUGGCAUCAAGCCAGAGGACAGCAAGAUCGCGGCGAUUAGAGAUUGGCCGACGCCCCGCACAUUGACAGAGUUGCGGUCGUUCCUAGGCUUAGCUAACUACUAUAGGAAGUUCGUGAGGAACUUCUCCACUAUUGUCGCUCCCUUGCGCCGAUUGCUGAAGAAAGAGGCAAUCUGGCAAUGGGACAAAGACUGUACGUCUGCGCUCAAGAAGCUAAAGCGCGCAUUAAUAGAGUAUCCUAUCCUCAAAGUUGCAGAUCCGUCUUUGCCAUUUGUCGUCACCACGGACGCGAGCCAGUACAGAAUAGGCGCUGUGUUGCAGCAAGAUGACGACAAUGGCUAUAGACCCGUAGAGUUCAUGUCAGCGAGGAUGCCCUGUGAGAAGGUUGCUGCCUCCUCGUACGAGAGAGAACUCUACGCUCUCUGGCAGGUUGUAGAUCAUUGGAAGCACUACCUGCUUGGGAGACACUUCAAAGUGUAUUUGGACCACGAAACGCUUAGAUGGUUAAAGACUCAGGCCAAGAUGACACCUAAGUUGACUAGGUGGGCCGCAGAGAUAGACCAAUUCGACUUUGAGCUCAAGCCAGUGAAGGGCAAGUACAACGUAGUUCCGGAUGUUCUGAGUAGGAGAUCAGACUACUUUGGAGCUGUAGUACACUAUCUCGAUAUAAGGAGAGACCUGCAGGAGAAAGUGAGGUAAGCAUAUGUGCAGGACCCUAUCUAUAGCGACCCCCUAAAGAGAGUUAGAGAGUCUGUGCGUUCCCAACAGCGAAGAGAUCCAUAGUUUGAUUUUAGGGGAAUGCCACGAUACUGAAGGGCAUUUCGGUUGGCAAAAGACAUUAGCCAACCUGAUGCGUGCGUAUACCUGGUCAGGGAUGAAGAAUGACUGCAUAGAGUAUGUCCGCAGUUGUAAAGUGUGCCAGAGGAAUAAAUCUACUACACGCGCGCCCCUAGGUCUUCUCAGACCCUUGCCUAUUCCGGAUCAGCCGGGAGACUCCGUGUCCAUAGACUUCAUGGACACCCAAGUCAAGAGUACACAUGGUAAGAGCCAAGUCAUGGACGUAGUGGACCGUUUUAGUAAAUAUGCAGUUUUCGU